AUGUCUGCACCUCGAAAAGGCUUUCGGCAAGUUCGGAUCAUGAUCUCGGCUGGAGCAAGGGUCCUCUACGACCCGACUUCAGAAGCGAUGGCUUUUGCAGACUUCUCGUGGCCAGGGGAUGCCAAUGCAGUUACCGCUUUGGACCGUCUCUACGACACGGUGAAGUCGAUUGCAGGUCCGAUGGCUGCCGAGGCUUUUCAGGAAGGCUACCAGAGCGCACAGAGGAGUCGUCACAGACCUUCCGUUGCGGACAUCUUCCAAUACCCAUCUGCGUUCUGUCAAGCGGCGGAUCCCGUGAGCGAGGUAGAGGCGGCCUCUUCUGGCUCAGAGUCCGAGGAGGAGCAGCGUGAGCAGAAGGCAUCGGAACAGUGCAGCCGUGAGGGAUUUGCAAUGGAGACCUGGGUCAGCGGAGGCCGCGCGCAGAACUUGGCACAUCACUCACGGCUCUACCGGCAAGAGUCUGAGUUCGUGGAAAUUCAUUUGCAUUUGAUGGGGCAUCCCAGCCAAGAUGCUGCUCUGCAGAUACCCGACCGAUCCAUGUUUGCACGUAGCAUUCAGAAGUUCAUCAAAGAGCUAGGGCCUCUUGGCUAUGUUGACCUUGCAGAGGCAGUUCAAGCAAUUCUAGCGAUUGCAAUCGCCAAACCAAAAGGUUUCGGCGACCUGCGAAGGGCUCUCACAUGCUGUUACAUGCUGGAUAGUUGGGAAGUAUGGACCCUGGAGAGUUUCGAAGUACGUACUGUAGCGCAGACGUUUGUCCAGAUGUUCUUGCCCUGCAUUCAGUUUCCACUGCCGACGGACAACCGUUGGGGCCAAGAGUCCUGGCAAGAGGAUUCUGGAACUGGCUGGGGCCAAGAAUCUUGGCAGCAGGACUCUCGAGGGUCUGGGUGGCAAGACAGCCGCCAGGAGGAGCCUCCCUCUGACCCGUGGGCCAGCUACCUGGCCAACAAGGGCAAGGCAGAGGAGGCAGACUCAUGGAGCUCGCAGGGCAACCACAGAAGUGGCCACCGACAGGAGGCAGACCAGUGGAGCUCGCAGGGCAACCACAGGGGUGGCCACCGACAGGAGGACGAUCGUUGGGGCAGCAGCCGGGGACAGGAGGAUCACCAUGGCAGUUACAACGACCGUGGUGGUAGACAGGACAGCUGGGGAGGUUCUCGUGGACGACGGUCACACAACGAGGACAGCUGGCAGGACGACUCCUGGAACCAUCGCCAGCAGGAUAGUGCCUGGAAUCAUGGGCAGCGCCAGGAUGACCGCUCGCGACAGAGCCGGGGCCAGGACAACCGUGGUGGCGGCCGCGGCCAGGCCUCCCAGAAUGAUUGGCACAGCAGAAACGGCCGCCAGCAGGAGGAUUUGUGGGAAGCCAAUUGGGGCCAGGACAACCGGCGCUCCGGACGACAAGAAGAGGACCGGGGUGGCUGGUCGGCCUGGGACAGACCACCCCGAAAUGAGGAUUCAAGCACCCACGACAGCUGGAACCGUGACAAUCGGCAUGACGACCACCAAGCCUGGGGACAGAACUCCUGGGACAAGGAUGCCUCCGAUCCCUGGGCUAACUGGGACAACUCCGGAGGCGGUCAGGACCCGGCAGAUGAUAAUGCUGGAGGCUUUGGCAAAUCUCGCUUGCUGGGCUUCUUGAGCGCGAAGGACAAAGACUGGGAUGGCGUCAAUCAGUGGGCCACGCAGCUCUUGGAGCAGGGGGACGUGGACUGGACCACCAGGCCGCAGAUCGAAAUUACGAAAGACUUCUACCAGGAGAUCGGAGACGACAGGGCAAAGUCUCGCAGUAAGGAGGAGAUCGAUCAGCAGCGAACGACGAGCGGCAUCGAAAUCGUGGAAGGGGACAGUGACGAAUGCCCAGUCCCUGGCCUGUUCAACAGCUUCGACGAGAUGCACUGGCCGUCUGAGUUGCAAGACUCUUUGGUCGAAGAGUUUGAGGCGCCUACCCCCAUCCAAAAGCAGAUCUGGCCUUUGGCGUUGCAAGGCCGAGAUGUGGUUGGCAUCGCAGAGACAGGAAGUGGUAAGACGGUGUCCUAUGUCCUGCCCAUGAUCAUCCACAUCUCUCGCCAGGAGGAGCUGGAAGCUGGCGACGGCCCGGUCGGUCUGGUCCUUGCCCCGACGCGAGAGCUCGCCAAGCAGAUCGAGAGAGUCUGCCAGAAGUAUGGGUCGCUGAAACGGCUUGCGUCCGCCACCAUUGUUGGUGGCAUGAAGACGAGCGACCACAAGGAGCUCCUUCAGGCCAGGAACGACAUCAUUGUGGCCACUCCCGGUCGAUUCCUGCAGGCGCUGGGCGAUGAAUGGACAAAGCUGAAUCGAUGCACGUUCGUUGUCUUGGAUGAGGCGGACGAACUCCUUGAACACAAGGGCUUCGGCGGCGAAAUCAGGGCCAUUCUGACCCAAGUGCGCAAGGAGCGGCAAGUCCUUAUGUUCAGUGCCACUUGGCCCGAGGCCGUGAAGGACCUCGCCCGAGAGAUAUGCACUGCAUCAGAUGGCCAACCACCCGUCCACAUUCGCAUCGGCGGGACGAGGUUAGCAGCAUGCAAAAGCAUCGUCCAGAGGGCUGAGAUCGUCGACGACGACGUGGUCAAGUUCGAAAGGCUGAAAGAGAAGCUGGACGAGAUGGGCAUUUUCCAGGAAGGCUCCGCAGACAAGUGCAUCAUCUUCUGCAGGAGCCGCAAUGCUGUCAUCAAGCUGAAAGACAUGCUUUCAAACGAACACAUGGUUUGGAGAGGCGACAGCGACUGCCUCGUAGAAGAGCUACAUGGCGAAAUGCAGCAGACCAACCGUGAUUGGAAUAUGCAGCAGUUCCGCGACGGAUCACUGCCAUGCGUCGUGGCAACCGGAGUUCUGGCACGGGGCCACGACAUCCCUCAGGUCAAGUAUGUGGUGAACUACGACAUGCCAAAGAUGGCAGAAGACUACAUCCACAGGGUGGGCCGCACCGGACGAGCGGGCCACACCGGCUACGCCUUCACUUUUGUGAAUCGUUCCAGCUGGCAGGAGCUGCAGUGGGGCCACGAGUAUCUCCUAGGAGUACUUGCAGCCACGGAGCAGAACGUUGACGAGACCCUGCAGGAGGCCAUCGACGCCCACCGGAAAGCGGCUGAGUCGAAAGAUGAGUGGUGGGAGGAGGCUGGCGCCAAAUGGAAUUCCAGCUCAGGAGACGCAGUAGAUGCUGCGGGGGAGGUCCUCGAUGUAGAGUUCGACGAAGGAGCAGGCGAAAUCCAAGAGGCCAAAGACAUGUCGAAUGACGACAUACUGCAGCUUGCGAGGAGCAUGGUUGGGGAGUACACGUGGCACUCUGUGUACAACGGCCAGACGGCAUACAAGAAGACAGCGUCAUCGAACGGCCAUGAAAUGUUUCUGUACUAUUUCGACGACGGAGAGGAUCCCCAGUCAGUGGGCUGGUACAUCGGCUCAGAGAUUGCUGGUGACGGGGUCUUUGCAUGGUCUGCAAGCCUGGAGACCGGAUGGCACGUCCCUUUCAACCAUGAGGAUGUGGCUGCUGGAUUCACAGUGAAAAGAAGGCAGGCGCAGGCGCGGGAGCAUGGAACACCUCGGAUCAACAGGUGUCAGCAAGAGUUUGUCUGGCAGGAGUACUACGACGCUGGCCAUGGUUCGAGUGCAGCCGACUUUGUGCAGGCUUACCAAGCGCAAGCCGGUGUCAGCGAUCCGAAGGCACGUGCGGAUGGCACGACGGAGCCCAGCACCUUGAACUCCAGUGCCCUGGAGUUCACCCCACUGGAAUACCAGAACCAGGCCAAGGGCCGACUGGUACGCUGCCCAGGAUGCUUCGGCCCCAGCGGUGUACUGAAGCGGAGGGAGCGUUUGGCAGAGCGAGGCUGUUUCCAGGGAGACAUUCCGGCGGAGAUGGAUCCAGCGGCCGCGGUGGUGGGCUAUGACUACGUCCAACCCCUGCCCGUGUUGAACCAGAAGUUUGCCGUAAGUGUGGUACGGAUUGUCAGCUUGACCGCAGCUGUGAUGUCGCUGACGUUGCAGGAGCAUUACGCAGCAGCGGACAUGUCACAGGCGUACUACGACCAGAACGGAUACGGCGACGAAUCGGCAGCGAUGUACGAUCAGGCUGCCGCCUUUGAUCAGAGCGCCUUCUACGACCCUGCAGCGACGUACGAGGCCGCAGAAAUGUCGGCUUUUGCAAACAACACCCAGCGACCGCCACCUGGGCUCGAGGAGGAGAACGUCAUUCCUGCCACCGGUUGCGAAGUAGAGGCCGAGCCGUUUGUCCUGGCGCAGGACGAAGUGGCAAUGCAGGCGCAGCCGCAUCCCCUGAAUGGCAAGGAACCCGAAGAGCCAUCCGAGACGUCUCCGGAUCAGGAGUGCUCUCGAACUGGGUUGGUGGACUUUGACGAAGCCGAGGAGCCAGCGGACGACCCUGAGUGCCAGGUUGCCAAACCAGAGGAGCAGGCCCUGCUGUCUUCCUUGCUUGCCCAGACAGAACCCGAGCAAGUCUCCACAGAGGAGCCGCCCGUGGAGGCAGAGUUGAAGCAGGCUGUGGAGGGAGAAGAUGGCCCUGUGACGGCUCCAGAGGCCCAGAGCUCGGUGCAGCAGGAAAUGAACACCUCCACGGCGAACGCAGAAGCGGAGGCUGUGACGGGAGCAUCCCGCCGAGCAGCCGGCCGAGCCCACAGUGACUCCCGCAACUGCGAGAGCGCCUCUGCACAUCUGACGCAGACUGGCACGGCUGAGAAGCCUCUGGAUUUGGAGCCUGCUGCCGAAAAGGCCAUUCCCGACUUGCAACAGCUGCACAGCUGCUGGGGUUGGAGCACCUUCUGGGACGGGACAGGCCAGGACCACGAGGCAAAAGUCGAGGCCGUACCCGAGAACUGCGAGGUCUUCAACAUCGACAAGAACCCCGCGCCGGCCAAGACAGAGGCCGCCGAGGCCGCCGAGGCCGCGGAGCCUUCGCCGGAGACCGAGGAGGGUGCGGCUCCGAAAGAGGAGGCCCAGGCCACACAGGAGCAGACCGAGGAGGCAUUUGACCUUCUAGCAGAUUCAGUGCUUCGGCAGGGGAUGCUUUGGUCUGUUGAGUUCGAAGGUGGCCAUGGCUUCCGCUGA
This is a messenger RNA of Symbiodinium sp. CCMP2592, 5076 nucleotides long. Lineage: Eukaryota; Dinophyceae; Suessiales; Symbiodiniaceae. The record is from the annotation of a GenBank genome assembly.